CGAAAGUUUUAUCUCAUGAAAUGCUCUCAUAAAUAUAUCCCGCUAAAAUGUUAUUUUUUUUCUGAUUUGUUUUCUCAACAUUUCCUUUAUUUUUGUUUUAAACAGAUCAUGAUGUUUUCCUCUUCCACGUUUAAAAUUGGGCUAAAGAUUAAUAGAAGAAAAUCGAAUGGGAGUCAUAUAUCAAUGCUAUAUCUUAGGGGUCAAAUGAUUUAUGUAAAAGAAUGGUCAAUGUUGCUUUUUAUAGGUAAACCAAAUUUCUCAGAAAUUAAAUCUUUUAUCGAUUUUGGACUAAAUUUACAAGACAUUAACUUAUAUGAUAUUAAAGUUGAGAAAAUGAUCUUAGGUGAUACAGUAUCUAAAAAUCUUUUAGUUUUAUUAGAAAAACAAAAAAGAAAAAGUAAGGAGUUAUCAAAAAUAGCCAGAAAACUCGAUGAACAACGAAGAAAAACCUAUCAACUGCUGGAACAAUGUUUACCUAAAGAAGUUGCCCAACAAAUAAGUCAAGGAAAACACCCUUCAGAAACAAUGAAGGCAUACAAUUCAGUGACAAUAUGCUUCACUAAAGUGGUUAAUUUUUCUAAUUAUUCUAGUCGAAUGUGUCCACAUAAAAUUGUCGAUAUAUUAAAUCAAAUGUAUACACUUUAUGAUUCAAUGACUGAAUCACAUAAUGUUUAUAAGAUUGAAACAAUUAAUGAUAGUUAUAUGCUAGUAUCCGGUGCUCCAAGUCCAUCAUCCCUUCAUUCAGCUCAUAUAAUUGAAAUGGCAUUAGAUAUUCUAGAAGUUACAAAACGACAUCUAUUUUGGCCUAGUGAAGCUUUCUUGGAUAAUUCAACGGGAAUUAAAGAUGAACAAAAUAUACCACUACAAUUAUACAUUGGUUGUCAUACUGGUCCGAUCGUUGCUGGAAUUGUUGGAUUUAAAUCACCAAGAUAUUGUUUGUUUGGCGAUACAGUAAAUACUGCAAAUAGAAUAAUGAGUACUGGACUACCAGAUACAGUUCAUAUUAGUUCGGACUUGGCGAAGAACCUUUUUAAAUAUCCUUAUAUUCUGGAAUAUAGAGGUGAACAAACAAUCAAGGGUAAAGGAAAAAUGACCACUUAUUUUGUUAAAAACCGUAAAGAAAACUUUACCAUGACUGAUACAACAAGUGGAGAAGAGUUAAAUUUCCGAAAAUUAUUAAAAGAAGAUGUUGACAAUCAUUGCAGACAAAUAGAUGAACUAAACUCUUUCGAUUCAGACGUUUGUGGUUAUGAUAAUGGAAAUGAAUCGAGUUUGACUACGCCUUCUGAAGAUGAAACAGAUAUAGAAGAAAUCCAAAAUAUUGACAAAACUGAAGAAACAAAUCUUAAAAUACCUGAAACUACACUUAUUCAAAAUAAUGUCUCCACUCAACUUUGUUUUAACAAUAAUCAAAAUGAACGUGAAUUACAGUCUAAAGAAAUGGAUUAUUUGCAAUCCGAAGAAAAUUUACCAAAAUCUAAAUCAAUAGAACGAAACAAUUUGAAAUAUACAAACAAACUAAUGAAUGAAGAUGAACAAGUAGAUUUAAUGAAAUCUUUUACAUCUUCUAAAUCGGUAAUAUUUCAAAAUAUCGUAAACCCAUUAACAUUAGGAUUAACAGAAAUCGGUAUUAUUCAACCUGAAAAUCCACUUCAAUAUCUAGGCAACUGGUUGUGCAAAUUUUCACAAAAGUCUAUGAGUGAAGACUCAUGAAGGUGCUAAUAGUGGG
Schistosoma spindalis is the source of this 1729-nucleotide messenger RNA. The record is from the annotation of a GenBank genome assembly. Lineage: Eukaryota; Metazoa; Platyhelminthes; Trematoda; Strigeidida; Schistosomatidae.